Molecule: messenger RNA, 1317 nt
Organism: Durio zibethinus
Lineage: Eukaryota; Viridiplantae; Streptophyta; Magnoliopsida; Malvales; Malvaceae
Product: alpha-soluble NSF attachment protein 2-like
Biological process (GO): intracellular protein transport; SNARE complex disassembly
Cellular component (GO): vacuolar membrane; SNARE complex
Molecular function (GO): soluble NSF attachment protein activity; syntaxin binding
Source: RefSeq, a predicted model, not a curated record
UUUUUUAAAAUGGAAAAACAGAAAUCGGUCAAUCUUGAGAAAUAUCCUCUUUUCUUUCUUUUUUUUUUUCCUUAAAUCGUAAGACCCCUCGUUUGUUUGGUUUUUUUUUUUUUUUAAUUCAUUUCUGAUCAACACAAGGAAAAAGGGGGGAAAUGGGAGAUCAAUUAGUGAGAGGAGAAGAAUUCGAGAACAAAGCAGAGAGAAAGCUAAGCAGCUGGGGCUUGUUUGGCUCGAAAUAUGAAGACGCCUCCGAUCUCUUUGAUAAAGCUGCCAAUUGCUUCAAGCUCGCCAAAUCCUGGGACAAAGCUGGAUCAACCUAUGUAAAGUUGGCAAAUUGUCAUUUGAAAUUAGAAAGCAAGCAUGAAGCUGCUCAAGCUUAUGUUGAUGCUGCUCAUUGCUAUAAGAAAACAAAUACAAAGGAGGCUGUAUCUUGCUUGCAGCAGGCAGUGAACAUGUUUUGUGAUAUUGGAAGGCUUAGCAUGGCUGCAAGGUAUUUUAAGGAAAUUGCUGAAUUAUAUGAGUCUGAGCAAAACAUUGAGCAGGCUAUUGAUUAUUAUGAAAAGGCUGCAGAUUUCUUCCAAAAUGAAGAAGUAUCUACUUCUGCCAACCAGUGUAAGCAGAAAGUUGCACAAUUUGCUGCUCAGAUAGAACAAUACCAGAAAGCCAUUGAGAUUUAUGAAGAGAUAGCACGACACUCACUUACCAAUAACUUGCUGAAGUAUGGAGUUAAAGGGCAUCUUCUUAAUGCUGGCAUUUGUCAGCUCUGCAAAGGUGAUGUUGUUGCAAUCACCAAUGCAUUAGAGCGAUAUCAGGACCUGGAUCCAACUUUUUCCGGAACACGAGAGUAUAGAUUAUUGGCUGACAUUGCUUCUGCUAUUGAUGAGGAAGAUGUCACGAAGUUUACAGAUGUUCUCAAGGAAUUUGAUAGCAUGACCCCAUUGGAUUCUUGGAAGACUACCCUUUUACUUCGAGUGAAGGAAAAGCUGAAAGCUAAAGAACUGGAGGAAGAUGAUCUUACCUAAAAUAGCUUCAUGUCAUAAUCACCUUGUGUUUCCGGUCUUUUAAUGGCGAUUGCUUUGUAUUAUGGUUCUAUGUCCAGUUAUACGCUUAUAAUCACUUAUAACAAUUGGUUUAGGAGAUUUUACCUGUUUGGCUUUAAACUUGAGAAACUGUGCUGCUGGUGAUUGGGUGAAAAUGACAUUGUAAUUGGAACACUACAGCUUUUUUUCUUCUAUGGAUUCUUCCAAGUAUUUUAUUCAUUGCGAAAGGAGGUGAAAUUUAAAUGGAGAAAAGAGUUGAAAAUAAUUUUAUGAUCAA